AGAAAGAAAGUUUGUCUUGAUUGGAAAAAGCGUGUCUCUAUAAUUGAUGGAAUUGCUCAAGGGCUUUUGUACCUUCAUAAGUAUUAAGAAUGAGAAUUAUUCAUAGGGAUCUCAAAACAAGUAACAUCUUAUUAGACAUUCACAUGCAUCCAAAGAUUUCAUAUUUUGGGACAGUUAGAAUAUUUAAAGAUAACGUUUAUCAAGCAAACACAAAAAGCAUUAUUGGGACUUAUGGUUACAUGUCUCCGGAAUAUGCAAUGAAUGGUUGUUUCUCUGAGAAGUCAGAUAUUUUUAGCUUUGGAGUCAUGGUAAUGGAGAUAGUGAGUGGAAAGAGAAACAAUGACUUCUACAAUCCAAAUCAUGUUUCAAAUUUACUUGGUUAUGUUUGGGAUAUGUGGAUAGAAGGAAGAAUUUCAGAUUUAAUAGAUCCAACAAUAGAAAAAUCAGUUUCAAUAAAUGAAGCAACAAGAUGUAUCCAAGUAGGUUUGUUAUGUGUUCAAGACAAUGCAGCAGAUAGGCCAAUCAUGUCAGAAGUGGUAUCUAUGCUCGGUAAUGAAUCAACAGUCUUACUUACUCCUAAACAACCUGGUUUCUCUACUGUUAUCGGCUUAAAAUGUGAUGAUGUCGGUAACAAUCCAAAAAUCUCUGCUAAUAUGAUCACAAUUUCAGACAUUGAAGGUGGAUAACAACCAUGAUCUGAUCUUGUCUCACACUGCUCUUAUUACACAAGCACUCCUUAUUUUCAGUUUCUUUUUUUUUUUUUCCACUUUGAAUGGUGUAAUCAUUUGAGACCUACUUUUGCUGAUGAAAUGUUUGUUAAAAAUUUAUUUGAAAUUGCAUAUUUAAUUAGUGUUAUAAUGCUGACAA
Ipomoea nil (Japanese morning glory) is the source of this 867-nucleotide messenger RNA. Its product is annotated as receptor-like serine/threonine-protein kinase SD1-7. Lineage: Eukaryota; Viridiplantae; Streptophyta; Magnoliopsida; Solanales; Convolvulaceae. Gene Ontology annotation, molecular function: ATP binding; protein kinase activity. The record is from RefSeq and is a predicted model, not a curated record. The transcript has 3 exons. Gene Ontology annotation, biological process: protein phosphorylation. Bases 90 to 686 code for a protein of 198 amino acids.